CCCCAGGCGACGCUAUCAUAUCCCCGAUCGAUUCGGCGCUGCCAAUUGUCUACCUCCACACCAUGUUCUUCGCCAGGCGAUCGGUGGCUUCGGCGCGGCUCCUGCUGCGGAAUCAGCAGCCCCGGCGAUUCGCUUCCUCCCACCAUGCUGAGCCCGUGAACGAGUCCUUCGGCCGCAGUUUCUACGUCACCGUCGGCACCUUCGCUUCCUGCUUCGUCCUCUACCGCAUCGUCAAGAGCACCGAGGAUGCUGGCGCCCAGUCCUGGAUCUCGUCCCUGAUCGAGAAGUACACGCCCUCGCAGGAGGUCUUUGAGCAGCGGAGUGCUAUCCGCACCGCCGCCAUGGAGAAGAUCGCCCACGACCGCCAUCUGUUUGGCAGUCAGGGCCCCAGGGAGUCCUUCGACCUGAAGCAGCCUGAGGUCAGCUUCAACAACUCACCCCCCUACAAUGUCAUCCCCGGCCAGAGCGCCAACCUGAACCACGUGAUCGCUCACUACGAGCAGAAGAACCUGGAGCAGGAGCAGGCCCGUGUGGCCCGCAUGAACGCCCAGGGUGGCUCUCUGUAUGACUAGAGUGAACAAAAGGCAUUUUGUGUGUUAUGAGGUUCGGGGGAUGAUGUCGGUAAUAGACACCGGAUAGCAGCGUAUGUUUGUUGUACAUAUAACAGGUCAAAGUCCAAG
Molecule: messenger RNA, 680 nt
Organism: Aspergillus heteromorphus CBS 117.55
Lineage: Eukaryota; Fungi; Ascomycota; Eurotiomycetes; Eurotiales; Aspergillaceae
Product: putative NADH-ubiquinone oxidoreductase 178 kDa subunit
Exons: 3
Coding region: 63-572 (169 amino acids)
Cellular component (GO): mitochondrion
Source: RefSeq, a predicted model, not a curated record